Messenger RNA from Porites lobata, 25936 nucleotides. Lineage: Eukaryota; Metazoa; Cnidaria; Anthozoa; Scleractinia; Poritidae. The record is from the annotation of a GenBank genome assembly.
GGAAACAAAACAGGAUCAGAUAAUGUUAGCUCUGUAAGUUCAGUUUGUUAAUACAUUUAAUUUCUGCUACUAGCUAUAUUUGAAUUUUCCCCUUAUGUGGCUUUCCUUAAUCUUUCAUAUUCAUCAAAUUUGCAAACUAAGGCAACAGAAAACAAAACGGGAUCAGAUAACUACAACUCUGUAAGUUCAUUUCUUGAUACGCAGCGGAGCACCAUGGGUUAGAAAAUUUGGUAAUCCACCCAUCUGAGAAAUUUUGGUAAUCACGUGACCGUACGCCCGACCGUUCGUCCACACCACAGGCAUACCAAUGUAAAAUAAUUCAGUAAACAGGUACGACACCACAGACAACUCGGGAUGUUUUUGGCAGGAAAUAGUAUUGCCGCCUAGACUUUUAGAGAAAAAAAGUCGUGUCUUUUUCGACGUUAGUUUUGAUGUUUGCACUCACGUGGAGAAAGAGAAAGAGAAAGAGAGAAAGACAGAAAGAUUUAGAGCGAGUAAUUAAAAAAAAAGGAAUCGAAUUUCGUUGGGAGAAAAACAUGACAAUUUCAUAGCGGCGUUGCCGUGAGAAUAUGAGAAAUGCUAGCAGCCAGCAAGGUGAAAUAAGUGGCAGUGAAAAAAUAAAAGCGAACAUGAACACGGGAAACAAAAUCUUUGUUAUGCACGUACGACAUUUCCUCCAUAAAAAUAAUGUGUAACUAGGAAGUUUGACGUUUUAGUCUUACAAAACGGCAGUGUAGUCGUGCAAAACAACGGCAAAGAAAGACAAAAAAGCGUGCUGCACGUGCAAAUUUGUUUUUAUUUGGCUGAUAAGAAAAAAUAGUGUGCUGCACGUUUGCAAAUUUGUUUUUUUGCUAAUUAUCAAAUCUUCAAACUAAGGCAACAGAAAGCAAAACAGGAUCAGAUAACGUUAGCUCUGUAAGUUUAUUUCUUAAUACAUUUAAUUUCUACUAUCAUAUAUUUGAAUUUUCCUCUUAUAUGGCUUUUCUUUCUUUCAUGUUUAUCAAAUCUGCAUAUUAAGGCAACAGAAAACAAAACAGGAUCAGAUAACUUCAACUCUAUAAGUUCAUUUCUUGAUACAUCUAAUUUCUACUAUUAUAUAUUUGAAUUUUCCUCUUAUAUGGCUUUUCUCUCUUUCAUAUUCUGCAAAUUAAGGCAACAGAAAACAUAAAAGGAUCAGAUCAUGUUAGCUCAGUAAGUUCAGUUAAUUAAUACAUUUAAUUUCUGCUACUAUAUUUGAAUUUUCCUCUUAUGUGGCUUUCCUUAAUCUUUCAUAUUCAUCAAAUCUCCAAAUUAAGGCAACAGAAAAGAAAACAGGAUCAGGCAAAGUUAGCUCUGUCAGUUUAUUUUUUGACGCAUUCUGCUUCUAGACUCAUUUAGAUUUCCUUUGUUAGGAUGCUGUCGGGAAAGAAUGAAAUUGAAUAGUACAUAGUUUCAUAGUUAUUUAUGCGACUGUCAAAAACAGUCGUUUUACCACCUUUAUCACAUACAUACACAGUUUAACCCAUUGACGGCCAUGCCAGCCAAAACCGGCUGUACAAGGCUGUACAACACUACACUGCUUUAAAAACAUUCUUAAUCGCAAAAACAUUGCCUUAACUAUCAGUUGUGAUCACUGGGUGGAAUGUCCCUCAAAAUGGGAUAUUGAAUAAACGCAAAAAGGUCAUCCCUUUUUGCAAAAUAUCGCCUUUUGAAUUUGGACAAGAAAAAAAUAUCAUAGAAGAACGACAAAACUCACGUUUUUUGCCUUCAGGAUUUCUAUAGAAAUCAUCGCUGUAAAACCAAAAGUCAACACUCAUUAUAAACUACUGACCUUGUUGUAGCUUAGAAAUGCCUUUUUCGUUCCUAUUUGUUUCCCGGGCCGAGAUACAGCCUUUUGUUCUAGUGCAUCCUGGUCUUGCCUCGAUCUUCGACAUCACGAUUGCAUUGCAUACUGGGAAAUAGCCUGAAUUUUGACGGCGCCACUCCAACCUACCACUGAAAUGCCGGGCUUGUUGUGAUUUUUAGUGGUCGCAAAUUACAGAAUAUCCCGUGGUAGGUCAAGAAAUCCAUCAGUAGUCUAGUCCCAAAGCUACGUCAUUUAGGAGGGGCCAUUUUCCCAGUUCCUCGAGCAACAAACCACUUCUUUGAGACUCUUAGCUUCCGCCACGCUUAAUGGUGCUCAUCAGGCAGCCACUAAAGAUGAAAAAUGGCUGUAAAUUUACCAAAAAUCGUAUACAAACCAAACUUGAGAUGUUAUUACAGCUCAGCGAAGCAAAAGGACUACGUUAGAAAAACGUUUCCAGAAAUGUCGAGCCUUCAGUGUUUUAGAACAUCAUCACCUUCCAUAUAGUAACCCCAAAUACGGAUUCACGAAAUCCUAUGGAUUGUUUUUAGGUAGAAAAUCACUCGAAACCGUAAAAAGUCCCGGGCAUAAAUGGGUUAAGACAAUAGGUGGGUUCACACUGGACUUUUCAAGUGCACUCGAGACUAACUUGUGUGUGAACAGGUCCUGUUUCACUUGACUGAUCUUGACUAGUCGUUCUUAGUUGCCACAGAAACUUUAAAACCUCAAAAUGCCGAAGUGCGCUCUCAAGUUAGGUCAAAUCCUUUCUUGAGACUGCACUUAGAAAUAAUGGUCGAGAAUACUGAUCUCCACAAAAUGUAAAUGUAGGUAGGCUUUUCUCAGUUCUGAUUCAUGAGCUGGUUCAGAAAUUUCACGAUUUCUUUUUUUCACUGUAUUUGACAGAAACAACGUUACUGUAAGACUUAGCUGUAGAAAAGAAGUGACUUAUGUUUCACAAAGAGCGAUUUGCCUGUUGUGCGUUUUGUUGGAUGCAUUUUAUUCUUUUUUCAACUCGUUCAAGCAAAGUUUUUUGUGUCCACCUGCAGCAAUAGGCAGUCAUAUACAAGAUGAGACAACCUCACGACUCAUGAAAGAAAUAGAAAGCCACCAGAUUUACUCAAAAAAAAUUAAGCGAACAAGAAAAGUUCAUACGAAACGGAAAUAGCAGCGGAGCUCUAGCAAAAUACUUGAAGCAACGAGCUCAAACUACCGGCAAGGAGAGCUUUUAGAACACCAAAGAAGGUUUCCCCUGCUUCGAUUACUUCGAUGAAACCAUCUGUCGCAUUUUUAUCCUUUUAUUUUGGCACUGUUGAAGAAGACUGUUGUCAAUAAACGGAAAAUCGCCCUUUGCAAUAGUUCUACGGCUCUUGACUUCGCAGCCGUUUUAAUUGAACACAUGUACGGCAGCGUUUUCCCGUGCAAUUAAACUCCGAGAGAAAGAUUAGUUCCAAAACUGGAACAAAACUGCUCAUUUUAACUUUAGUGUGAACGCCAUUUCUUGGCAAAAAGCUGAGUGCACUUCAAGUGCAUUUCAAGCACACUUGAACUCAAGUGUAUUUUCAGAGCACUUCAAGGUCUAGUGUGAACCCACCUAAUGACUAACAAGACGGAACCAGUGCAAGUCAUAACUCUAUGAAAAUAGUGCAUUUUGUUUUUUAAUUUUGCGCUAGUAAGUUUUGAAAAAAACCCCAAUUACAAUCCGCUUCAAUUUUUUAUAAUAUCUUAUGCCUUCUUUAAAUGUUUUUUUUUGUUUUUGUUUAUGUCUCACUCAAUUUGCAAUUGGUGGCAGUUUCCAUUGUUGGAAUUUUGAUAAAUUCCAUCUCACAGUCCCCGGUGUGGGAGGAUAACUACUAAAAGUUCAGUGAAACCUUUUCGUAUGGUCACCUUCUGUUACAGACAGUUGUCAUAUUCUUAUCAUUUUGACUUAACUGUUUUCAGGAAACUUUCCGGGACCGUCUAACCAUCUUGUUCUUUUUUUUUCUUUUUUUCCAGACACAGAGAACAUUGAAAGAGGGGAAAUGUUUACUAGAUAUGGAAGAUGUAAAGGUAAAUUGAAUGAUAAUAGUUUUCAAGAAAGCCAAUAAGUGAGGCCCUAUGCUUUAAAAACAUUUUACAUUAAGAUCGGCAAGAAUUCCAAUGACUUUAAAUGCGGCACAUUUGGCAACAAAAAAUCUUGAGAGCGUCUGCAUUUUAUUUUGUCGUGCUACCAGUGUUAAGAGGAAAAUACCACGGAGCCCUAGGUUUUACUUGUCGGUAAACACUCUUGAACGAACUGUGUGAAUUCCUUACAAAACAACAAAAUAACUGCCCAUUUGAGUAGUCGGUGAUUCAAAGGUUAUUUUAACUGUCAAGGAUUAUUUUAUACAAAAAUAAAAAUGAAAAAGAAAAAAACCUUCUCUCGCAGAAGCAUUCCAUAUAGCCUUCAUCUAGACGGAGGCUAUUGUAGAUAGUCGACCCCUCAGUGCGGUCAUUGAUCACGUCAACGAGUAAAAAUCACUGACGCCGAACCACUUCCUCAUCGGACGGCCAUCAGCCUACAUGCAGCCCACCCGGUCAAUUUGAAAAGCGCGAAGUUAAUAGCCACAAGCAAUGGAGAAUAGCCUAGGCACUCGCGGACGCAAGGAGAACCUACCUUAAACCCCUCAAUCCGUUCCUAAUGGAAUAAAGAACAGCUAAACUUAAAGGAAGAUGACUUGAUCGGGUCACAUGAGUCUCUCAAGACAUUUCCAGGAGAUGAUGGGAGAGUGCGCAUGGUAGAAGUGAAAGACACCUAACGAAACUUUGAUGCAGCCUACCACAAAGUUGUGCUUGGUGGAAAAAUCUGCUUAAUAGAAUGGACAAUGCCGAACAGUGUUUUACUAAGGACGUUUGUAGUGUAGAAAACUUUUACUUUAUUGUUUGUAACUUAGCUUGUCGUUCGUCUUAUGGUCUUUCUGGGGAGGGAGAGAAGAUCAAGUGGAGCAGCCGCUGGCUAUGUCAUUCGUUGUAAAUUGUAAGAUUUCCGUGAUUACCCGCGAGGGUGACUCGAGAACACGAGGUCAGUAAGAAUUAAAAAGUUGUUGUUGCGUUACAAUAGUCUCUGUUAAUUGGACUAAUCACAGAGGGAGUAAUAACUUGCAAAAGCACAAACAAUGGACCAGGUCAUUUGCCUAGGCACAUCCUCUUUAUUAAGAACUUCACAUUAUGUCGAUAUUCCACUCUAAAAGUGCUAAUUUACUCCCUUUAUUUGAUUUUUGUUUCAGAUUGUAGAAAAACAACUUGGUAACCUCGUUAUGGAUAUCGGGAAUGAGAAUGAUCCUGUAUUCAGGCUCGAACAAAUAUUGGAUAAAAAAGUGGAGGUCGUGCUUAUUUGCUGUUCCAUAGGGGCGAUAACUAUUUUCUUUAUCGUGCUACUAGUCUUAAGGUUAGUUGUUGUGUUGCUUUUAAGGAAAAACCAGUUCCUUAUCGUAUCGAAAAGCUCGUCCUUAGGUUUAUGGAAAACCGUUUACUUGAUCUAAAAUGUUAAUUUGUUUCAGAGUGGAAAUUACAGAAAAGAUUUUUGUGCACUUAAAUAUGCUACUUUCGCUGGGCCUUGGGAACCUGGUGUACGUAUUGGAUUUUACAGUGUUUACCAGCAGAGCAGAACAUCCAGUAAGUAGUUUAUUUAUCAUCUUGAAACGCAUACCGCAGGCCUUUUUCUAUAGUCAUUGACAGGUGGGGGGCCAAGGCGAGUAACAUUCUUUGUAAACUGCAUACUGAUUAGAUUACAAAGCCAGAAUCCUUUUUUGUCAUUCAAUAUUAAAAAAUUCUUAUCUUAAAAACAGCUUAAAUUCGAAAAACAAACGAACAACAACAAAAAAACAUUCUUACAUCGAUUGAUGUUCAGUUCUCUUCAUUUGCCUGAUCCUCCACAAAUUCAGGAUAUAAAAGGAUUUUUAGCCUUCAAAUGGAAGUUGCCUUACGUCUAGUUCUUUUUUUGCUGCUUUUGCCAUGUUUUAAGACAGUAAUCUUGCUACUGUUUCGACAUUCUCUGCAUGUAGCCUGGACAAAAUGAUGGAAAGUUUUGGUUGAUGGCGUAAACAAGCGACGACAAAUUUUUCUUUCUCUCUAAACUUUGACUGAAUUCAUUUAAAAUAGUGGCGAUUUCGCUGCCGUCGCACAGCAACUGCAAGACACAUAUUCGCACAGAAGCGAAAACAAUUUUUUCGGAUGAGACCAAACUGUAGCAGUUUUCACAGAAAUCUAAUCCGGUUUUGAAGUUUAAAUGAUGCCUACAGUAUGUUGCCCAGUAUCCGGACGGUACCAGUAUCGUGACACUUGAAACAAAAACUCAGUUUUUGAGGCGCCCUUUUCAGUUCUCGGUAAACGAAGUAUUUGGAAUGAAAGCUGAACAUUUCAGCUUUAAGAUGAAAGUUUUGGCGGUUUGAAAGCUUGCGAAACAGUCGCAGAAGACGCCGCUCUGUUCAGGUGAGUAAAUUUUUCAUGGCUAAUAUUUACGCUGUUUACUGCGCAGUAAAGUUAGUGCUGCUCAGAAAAAGAAGGGUAAUGUGUGAUAUUUUCAAAGAAACUAUUUUAUUUUUAAAGUGAAGAUACUUAAGGAAGUCAGGUUUUCAGAAAGUUUAUUAAUUCUUCUUGACAUUCGAUUUGUUUGGAAUAACGGAAGCCAGAAACAUUCACUAAGUUUUGAUGUCAUGUGCCCAGUAUCCGGACAGUUUUUUCUUUGCUGUACAGAAUCGUUGAAUUAGCUGUGUACAUUCUCCGGAGAAGAUUUAUUUCAUAUCAGUAACUAUAAUUAAAGCUUAGGAUAUAUGAUAUAGUCGUAAAAUGUAACUCUACUCAACUCCGUAUGGAAAUUUUCUUCACUCAUUCAGAGGCGACUUGAUUUCGUGCGCACGGCUUGUUUCGCGUGACUGCAUUUUCUAUGUAUAACUGAAAGCGUCUGAGUUGAACCUGGAAUUCUCAUACUUUCCCCAGUUGGGACUGCUAGAAUGGGGUUGCAAAGGUCUAAAAAAUGUCACAAGGGGGUUGAGAGAUGUGAAAGAAGGAGGAAUUAGUGCUAGAAAAGCAGGCUUAUUGUGGGGACUGAGCAUGAAGAAAUCAACACUGCAGGUCAGACUAAAUAGGAGAGUGACCUUUGACCGUCGGGUUGAGGUCCCUUCCCCAAGCUUUUCUUUAAAUAAAAAAUGAAGAAAGAAAGUCGUUUGCAGAUUGGCUAAUUGAGCUUGCAAACUGCGGCUUCGACAUGUCCACGGAUACCUUCCUUAAAUCAGUGAAAAAGUUCCUAGACAAAGAAGUGAGAAUUAUACCAUUUUUAAAACAGCCGCUAGCGUUCCCACCAUACCCCAGUCAUUUGUUAUGUUUUAUUUCACGAUGCUAGGUUAUAUUUUCGGAAUCGAUUGCCAGACUACUUUUCAAGUGCAAGAGAAGCUUAUAAGUCGCUUGCCUGUCGAAAUUUAUGUACAAUUACGUUGUUAUUGUUGUGUCCGGAGCUGGGCCAGCCGUCCGGAUACUGGGCAACAUAGGAGCUCAGCAAAAAUAUUAAUUUCGAGAUGGAAACAAAGGCAAAAAAGUUAAACUGUCUUUCGUCUUAUUAAGGACUAGAUAGAUUUUCUCUGGGCCAAGUUUCAGAGCUCUUGCGAUUAACAAAGGAAAGUUAUUGCAAUUUUAAACUGAAGUGUCCGGAUACUGGGCAACAUACUGUAUAGAAAAUGUACAGGAAUUUAGAUAAGAUGGUGCUUGGGACGUUUAUUUUUGCGCAAAGUUUGCAUGUCAGCUUACAAAGUGGCCAAAGUGGCCGGACCAAGGAACCACUGGCUGUACCAGGGGCCUUCCAACGGAGCAGUCACUUUCUAUGAUGCAGGAUUUUUGGCAAGCGCAGAAGCUGUCGGUUUGUCACAAGUUAGUAAAAUGUUACGGCAACUUUCGUGACAAAUUUUAGCUCACCACUCACUUACGCCUUUUUCGUUCGGACCAAGGACCACAUACUGUACGUCCUGUCUCGAACUUUGUAAGUGUUGGGAGUGAAUCCUCGACCCGUUCGUAUCUUCCUCACUAUGGCGCUCGAGAAGGAUCCGUACGUUAUCCUCCCUUGUAUUUACUAUACACUGCAUCUCCGAGUGAUGUCCUAAAAGUUAUGAUUUUGUCGUAUCCUUUUUACGCCGAUGACAGCCGGAUAUACAUGCCCUUUCACCGUCACUGGUGAACCUGGGUACUCCAAAUCUAAACGUGUAUCCUUGACACCAGUAGUUGGAUGAGAGCCAAUAGGAUCAAACUCAAUGACGAAAAAACUGAGCUUUUGGUGCCGAACGCCUUUGAUUGCCCCCUCAGGCAGCUAAGCUCCGUUUACGCAAUCAGUGAAUAAAUUAUAGCCACUAACUCGGCUAAAACCAUCGGCUUUUGGUUUGAGAUCAAUCUACAAGCAUGUGAAAUUUCUUUGCAAGACUCCUUUCUGCCAAUUACGUAACUUGGCCACUAUUAGAAGGUUCCAAAAGCACUGUGAAAUUCUCUUACAAGCCUUUGUUACAGUGUACUCAGUCCGCUAAUCAAUCAAUCAAUCUUUAUUUGUACUCACUCUUGCUCAAAAAUGAAUUACAACAAUGAAAAUAUUAAAAGUAACUCCCUUUUAUCUGGUCCAUCUGGUCUCCUCAGCAUCUGUUGCAAAACAUGUUUAAAAUACUGCAGCCAGUUCCCUCACACGAACCCAAACAAAUACGACCACGUUCCCCGCAUUUCUUUCUUUUUCAGUAGAUAUCGAAAACGUCUUCCAAAUUUGGUUCACCCUAGCUGGUUACAAAGAAUUAGUCGGGGUAUUUGAGCCAGUCAAAAACGAGAAAUAUUUUGGAUGAGAUGGUAACAAGUAAGGUUUAAAUUUCUAAAAUUCGGAUAUGUACACACUUUUUUUAUUGUCUUUUAGGUUCUCUGUUCGACUGUUGUGGUAACUCUUCAUUUUCUGGAAACAGCUCUGUUUACCUGGAUGUUUGUGGAAGGAAUAAACCUCUACAACAAGUUGGUCAAGGUUUUUUCGAUGCGAAAGCAAUACUUAGGUUUCGCGGCAAUAGGAUGGGGUGCGUUACUUUUCUUGAUACUUCUAUUCCAGUCAUUUUGUGGUUGGACCCGGAACUAUAAAUGCAACAGAAGCGUUCUCUUCGCCAAUCACUUAGGAUUAGACUAUAAAUAAACAUACUAAAAGUCCCAAAAGAUCCGAGCAAGGGAACAUUGCAUAACGGACAUUUUUGGUCCCCUGGGACCUCGGACCUGGUUUCUUGUCCCUCCCUAGCUUCAACAGGAUUUAGGCUACCACAUUAAAAAUCAAGGAAUCAAUAGUAGACACAGAAGUCUGUAAAUUCAAAAUGGGUUACGUGAUAAAUAACAUCAUAUAAUUUGGUAAUCACAGUAUUUUUGGACCGCCGUUAUCUUGGAUCCGCCAUAUUAAAUCCACCAUCUGGAGUCAAUGCAGGGGGAGGGAUAAGGUAACUCUAUUGUUUUCGACGUAAGUUCCUUGACCCACUCCGCCUGCCAGUAUGACGUCACAUGGUAACGGGCAAGAGCCUCGUGUCGCUUGUGCAAAUUAGCAAGGGAUACGACAGUUAUUUGGACGAGCGAGGUCGAGGGAAAGCAAAGAAGCUAGCAAAUAUCGCUAUAUAUCGCUUAUUUGAUCGAAUGUGUGCGAGCUUUGGUGCUGCUUUAAUCUGCUUGUGUAAACCGUUUUGAUAUUUGUGUCCUUGAUUGUAUAAUUUUGCUAAUUUGUUUUGCGGGCCGUGUUGGGGGAUCGCCAUCUAUUUCACGGGACCGACAAGGUCAUCAAACUUAAAUUUUUUUUCUCUAAACUGCGUUCCGGAUCGCGCAUGUUUGUAUUUCAUCUAUUCUUUUGCUAAUAAAUUGGGCCUAAAUUCAUAUCAUUCCUUUCGAGUGUGGGCCUCUGUUGACCUCCUAAUACUCCACCAAAUUCAGUAAGGCUAGUUCGAUCGAUUAUCUACAUCGAGUCGGCUCUUUGAACCCGAAAUAAUGCGAAAUAGCUUUGAAAUACGCGCUUAAAAAUACAGCUCCACCAGCUUCAAACAGCAUCUAUGGCAGAGAAAAAUUGUUUUGAUAUGACAAAAUCAAUUUGUCAAAUCAUGUGUGUCACUGUGGUGCAGUGGUCAAGGAGUUGCGUGCACCUGCAGAUAAAUCGGGUUCGACUCCCGACGACGCUGUUUUCUGUUUCCCUGUACCGUUUUUUUUUCCCGUUUGGUCUUUUUUUUUAACCCAAUUUUUCCUUUUGGCCUCUUUUUCUUUUUCUUCUAGUCAUGCACUUGGAUCAUUAUAUAUUUUAAGCCUAAGUACGGAGUUUUAUUUUGGAAAAGGGAUUUCAAAAGCUUUUGAUCUGCAUACUGACCAAGCUCACGACCAGAUAAAAACCAUAAGCUGUCGAGACAUGUUCCUCCUCUGAAACAGCUGAAUUUUUUUCAAUAUUAGUUGACAUCAUAACAAACAACACACAGUACUCCACAAAAUGUACUAAUUUACACCCAACACCCACCAGUGAGCCACUGGCCAAAGUUAAACUUGCCUUUUGUACCUCGUCUUGAUCAUCAAUAUUCUUACCCUAAAAUCUCCACUGGGUUCGGCCCCCAAAAAAUAAUUAAAGGAAACCUUUUAUUGGUUUUCGGGAUUUAAUUACAGAAUUAUAGGUGUAUGCCCAAUACAGUAUUAAAACGCGGUAAAGCAACAAGAUUCAAUGCUCACAGUCUCUCACAAAAACCUGUCAUUUAGCUUCCUCUUUCAACGCUACAGCUAAGCGAACUUUGAGAGCAAUGAUAUGGGGUUCCACUAGCUUUGAAGAGCUGAAAAUACGCACAAUGUAAAGUAUAUUAUUAUAUGGCUGAGUCUGUUUUGGCCAUGCGAUUGGUCAAUUUGCGGUCUGUAAUUUGCUAUACGGACCAAAAUUUCGAAGAAAAAGCUCAUUUUGGAGCUCUAAAUCUCUUUACCUCGGAAAAAAGGUUAAAAUUAAGUUACAAGACAUCUAUCAACCUUGAGGACUUAGAUUUUGACUUUGUCCUUCAACAUUUUAAACUGUGUUUAUUUGUGAACAAAGGCGAUGAAGAAACUAACUCGUAAUCUUCUCGAAGAGGAUUCUAGUCAGUUUGAAAAUUUUAUCGUAGUACACAGUUAAGAAGACGAAAAUCGACUGGCAGAGAUUCGAGAUGUUUUCUUGAGAGAAAAUGAGUAAUUCGUUCGACAAAUAUGACAACAAACAUGCCUGCACCUGAUCAUCUUGACGAGCUUCUUUGUCAUUUGCAGUGUUUUUCCAAAGACCAACGAAAGAAAGAUAGCAGCGACUCCGAGCCAGACACAAUGUCCAGUUUUCAAAAGACUCCAGCGUCACAUUGGCGAAUGUAUACUUACAGUGCUCUUAGUUUUGCCCCAAUAUACUUAAAAAUAUGUCUGUAAACCCCGAGGACUGGGAUGUUGACUUUGCCUUUCCAGAUUUUAACCAAGCUUUGUUUGAAUGAGAACGAAGCUGAUGUAGAAACUGCAUCGUAACCUUUCCGUGGAAGAAAAUAUGGUCCGUGUUUGAAAAUUUUAACGCAGAUCACGCUUGAAGACGGGAAUGAACUGGCAGAAAUUCAAGAGGUUUUCCCACAAAGAUUAACUAGCGAAUCCUUCGAAAAUGACAACAAACUUACCUUGAAAAGCUUCUUUUCCUUUUGCAGUGUUUUUUUUUUUUUCACAAGGAUCAACGGAGGAAAGAUGGAAAUGACUUCAAGAAAGACUCAGUGCCCGGUUUCCAAAAUACUCCAGCGUUACAUUAAAGAGAUAAAACUUACAGCGCUCUUAGUUUUGACGAAACAAACUUUUUCAACAUGGCGAAUUUGUUUUCACUUUCUCGGAAACCCUUUGUUGUGUGCUAUUGUUUUCGUGAGCCAAUGAAAAGUUUCUUUCUUCACGCUUGUCAAAUGAUUUUCAAAUCGCGCGCCCCGCACUUGUUUCCGGUCCCCUAAACUAGAAGAAGCCAUGUAAUAAACAUCUUAUUAGCCUCGUUUUUUCGGUCCGUAUUGUAAAUUACGGAUCCUGGUUUUUUUCCAACGAUUUAUGGCCCGCGCGCUUCACGCUUGGGCCAUAAAUCGAUGGAAAAAAACUCGGUCCGUAAUUUACAGUACGGAUCGAAAACUCUGCUAAUAAGAGGUAUAUACCUCCUUUGAUGAACCUCCUAUUGCUUUGUCUAAACUCCUCAAUCUUGCUGUGCACUGGCCCUCAAAAGUGUGACCGGUCGGUAUGAUUGCCCGUAAAAUUUUCUCGACGAUACAAAGGAAUCUUUAAAAUUCAUUACACCACUGCACAUUUCAUUCAAAAAAAGUACUUAAGGGUAGUUUUCUAUGACAAUAGAAACCUUAAAAUCUCCAAAUGCAGGAAAUCGGAACAGUAUUUCCGUGAUAAAAUCGAAAUUUUUAUCUGUUUCUUUGAUGAACACUUUGCUCGCCAUUUUGAAAGUCACUAACGCGAGACGUGGCGUCACACUGGCAGGCGGACUGUACCACAGAUUUCCUUUCCCCCCCGAGUCAACGUCAAGAGUAAAAACGUUUCAAAUCGCCUCACGUUUAAAUUAAGUAACGGUCCUGAAAAGAUAUUAAAGUGUACAAAAAGAUGGAAAUAUAAUUUACACGGUCAUUAUUCAGCUAACUUUGUUAAAUUUAAACUUUCAAGUGUUCUCCCUUGAUACAGUCCAACCUCCACUAUUGUCCACCUCUCUACAACGGCAACGGCAACGGUGUCCCCAACCGCCAAAAUAACUUCUCGACAUCGGCCAGUUUUUUUUUUUCAACGACAGAUGAAAAAGUCAAGAAUGGUCAUGAAAUUUGAUCUGCAUGGAACGUUUGAGAUCAAUCGGGGCAGUCGUAUUUUCAUUUUGUUUCAUUUAUACUGCUGCAGUAAGCAUAAAUAGUCUAAGAUAAAUGUAUCGAAUGUUGCGAACCUUGCUCGUUUUGUCACGUCAACAUCUUGAUUCAAGACAUAAUUCAAGCUUUUUGUGUAUAUAUUAAAUAUGAUAGGAUAACCAUGAUUACGGGACACAGUAAGCAUGAACUUAAGGUAUCAUCCAAGGUAAAAAAUCAUCAUUUUUCUAAAUUUGCAAUUUUUAGACGAUUAAAUAGAGUUCAUCAAGAGCUUUCUUUUAAAAAAAAUUCCAAGAAAAAAUGUUUUUUCUGUACAUACUUAUAGAGUGCAAAAGUUUUUUCUAUGUUAAUUAUUUUAAUUGAUCUUUGACAAGUCCUGUCAUACUUGAUACGUGUGCCGCUGUUGAACCAAGCUAAUCACACAAUUUGACAGAAAUCGCGGUUUACAAGUAUAGUGCUCACUGUUUCUGUUCAAUAACUUCAUACAUUUUGUAUCCUUGUAAUGUCAGUUUCAAUGUUAUGCCUACCGCCUACCAGUAUGUUUCUUUUAAUAAUUCUACUCAAGUGUAGCUCAUAUUAUAGUUACCAUUAAAGAACGAAGCAUAUACUUGUGUACUGUCCUCGUUUCGCAGGGCUCUUGCCCCGUUUCAUAGCUUUACCGUGCUUGUUUUGACUCGUGGCUUUAAGCGUGCCAGUCCGUCUCGAAUAAAGGGCCUGGGGGACUUAGGGUUUAAAGAACGAGUUAUGUUAGGUGGGUACCGUGCUUGUUUCGACACGUGGGUUUAAGAACGCGUUAUGCCAUUCGCGUAGCGUGCUCGUUUCGGCUCAUUGCUUUAAGAACGAGUUAUUAUUUUUGUGUAGCGUGCUUGCUUUGACUCAUCGCUUUAAGAACGACUUAUGUGUACCGACGUCCGUGCUUGUUUCGACUCAUGGCUUUAAGAACGAGUUCUGUUGCCUGUUAGGUUUGCCAUUCUCGACUUAGGGCUUAAAGAACGAGUUAUGUUACACGUUCAGUGUGCUUGUUUUGACUCAUGGCACGACUAGACUUCCUGAGAUUCCAUCGGAAUCGAUGUGUUUCCAAUGGAUCCGAUGGACUCCAUCGGACGACUUUCCAACCCUCCUCUAAGUAUUGCUUACACUUCCGGUUUCAUGUCAUGACUAAACUUCCGGUAACUCAAGUGGACUCUACUGAACUUCCGGUUUCAUUUUUCGACUAGACUCCGUCGGACUCCAGGUUUUGUCCACUGGAAUCUGGUCGAGAGUAUUGGACAUGUGUGACUGUUUUUCCCUGGAGUUUGAAAGUGAAUGCCUCCAAAGAAGAAAAAAGAGCUUGUCCGUUUUCGUCCUCGACUCCGAGACAAAAGAAGACGACAAAAUCGUUUUACCGCCAAAGAGUGGGCUUCGAAAUUAGCAGAGAGCGACAAGGGCUCCUACUACAAUCAAGGAAAAUGGAUAAAAGAUGACAAAGCUCCUGAAAAAUCCAUUGAAACUACCACGGAAUCGAGUUUCAUGAGUUUGUUAGCGAGCGGAGGGAGCUUUUUAGGCCGCGAAGCAGCCAAGCAAGGGACAAAGUCAAGAGAGGUCCCGCGCCAUAUAAAAAUCGGACGAAGUACUGUUUUGAAAGUCUAUUGUAGCGGGAAAGAAGCUUCAAGACAAACCCCCGAAAGCGGUUUGAUGUCGAUUUUCCCAGGGAAGUGUCGAACUUUUAAAAAAUGUAUCGUAUAGAAGUGGGCUUGGCUCAACUUGGCUUGUUCGGUGCGAAAAUGAAAACUGCCCGUUGCAAAUAACUAAUGAAGCUUUCUCGACAACAGAAGGGAUCGAACAGAGCAGAGCCUUUGAAAUAAAUUGUUCAUCUGUUGUCGGGUUUCGUUUUCAACUUUUCCGGCUGUGUCACCUCUGGUAUGCAUCAACAUUGACAGCUUUGGUGUUAUAAUCUGUUAUAAUCUCAUCACGGGUAAUACGCCGCCAAAAACUUUUUCACUGUUUUCUCGAAAAGAAAAUCAGGGCAAGUUGAGGGUAUGUUUUAAACUUCAAGUCGGCAACCCGUGAACCAAAGUUGGCCAACUUGCUGUCAGAUAGGUUUUCCAAAAAACCGUGUCUGCGAAUUUUGAUUUCCUUUUUCAUUUUCGAGUUAGAGUAUUUUUUUCACAGGUAGUGCUAAUGAUUUGCUAUCCCUAACUUCACCUGCUUAUAACAACAGAACAAACGCACUUGACAAAAAUCUGAGACAGUUUUUUCGUCAGACGUGUUAAGAAGCGAAUGCGUUCUUAAUUGGCUUCUUCCGUUAAUUUUUGCCUGGACUGGACAUAAAUUUACAGUGACACCCACUUUCACAAAAAGCAUCUCAUUUCUAAAUCGCGUUAAUACUUUAAUUUUUUAAAAGAAAUAAGCAAUAAUCUGCAACUAUUAAGCUUUCAGAAAAUGUACGGUUUAUGGGGGUACUUGUUAAAAGCAAAAGCGCUAGCGCCGAUCAACGCGAGGAGGGUGAUUGAGGGUGGAUGAUACCUUAACACAAAAACUGACAUGUUGUACUCCCUAAAAAAUGUCAUAUAACACCCCCACCUUCCCAUAACGGCCACCUCUCCACAAUGGUCAAUUUCUUCUGUCCCCGGCCAAGGUGGUCGUUUUGGAGAGGUUAGACUAAACACUCAAAUUGCUUUAAGACCCAUGCAGCACGCAGUAACAAAUUCAAUGGAUGCCUAAACACCCUAAAACAAGUAAAUUUGCUAAUGAAGUGAGAUUGAUUGUUAGUUUCUGGAAAAAAUUACGCUGCAAAGGGAAAGUACAUUUUGUUAACAGCUCUUGGCCACCAUAAAUGGAAUGGAUAUGAAAGGUUUACACCCCGAAAAAUCUUUUAAGUUUCAUUAUCGUUAAAUAGUUAACUUGUUUCUCAUUUGUUUGUGUCGAUUAAUAUUUCGUAAUUUUCAUAACACUCAAACUCUACAUUGACUUAGUUUUAAGCACGCGUGAUAUCAUCAGUAUUCAGACUGCAAGUCAAACAUUUAAGCCACUUACUUGCUCCCUUAGGUGGGGAGAGCUAACAUAUUUCUUCAAAGCUACGGAUUUGCGAAAACCAUAGCACGGAAAGAGGUAGUGUCACACCCAAAAGGACUUGAAUAUACAACAUGCGACAAACACGAACAUCCUAACUACUACAAUGGGCCCCAUUAUUAGGAAGAGAUCAAAACGGAUAAUGGGCCCCCGUUUAAUGGAUCGAAGUUUGCGAACUUUGCUCGGGAACAAGGGUUAAGAAACCGAAAGGUCACCCCUGGGUACGCUGAAGCUAAUGGUGACGUGGAGCGUUUCAUGCAAACCCUCAAGAAGAGUGAGAGAAUUUCUAAACUUGAAGGAAAAGCUUUUCGGGAGGGAGUGCAAAUAACGGUUGGCAACUAUUGAGCCACGUCCCACCCAGCGACAAAGGAAAGCCCUGACAUGUUCAUGUUCGGUAGAGAACUACCGAGGAGGCUACCGGAAAGGAUCGUACCUGCAGGAAAAAUUCCAUACGACCGAAUCAGACAAAGACCCAAUCAGAGACGUGGCUAAAAAGAAGCAGAUGAAAGAGUACGCGGACAAGAGACGGAACGCCCGUGAAAACCUUAUAGUGGUUGGAGACCAAGUUCUUUUGAAGCAGAGCAAAGCAGAUGUUCUGACUCCAGCAUUUGACCCCCGACUCUUCUCAGUAAUAGGCGUGAAAGGAAGUAUGAUCACCGUGAAAAGGGGUACGGAGAUUAAAUCGCGGAAUUCAUCCCAUUGUAAGUUGCUGAAGCACGCGAGGGAGGAUGAGUACGUCGCUGUGGAUUUGGACCAAGGUCUGGAUGCAUCCCGCGCGGAAGAAACUGAAACCAGGGAAGAUUUGCGUUUGCAACCCGACAACCUCGGCGUAUCCAGUGAAAUGACAACUGGCGGUCCACGUAACGAGCCUGAUGGUCCAACGACAUCCUUAGGAGGGACGGAAACGGCGCGACAUCAACAGCAGCCAGGCAAUACUGUAGUAUGCGGGCCAAGAAGAUCAGCGCGAACAAGAACGUGUACUUGGAACACUAUUUACAGGGAGUUUGAGCCACACUAGACAAAAAUGGGGAGAUGUAGAGUUGGGUCUCAAGGGACUUAAUGCAGGAUAAUUAUAUGCGAAAUGAGCGUUAACACUCUAACAAAAAAGGGACUUGAUUUGCAUACAGGACAGUGGUGAACAGACUAGCAGGAGGACUAUUAACGGAACUAAAGGUGUUUGAUGUAACCGUUUAUUGAGCCCCAUUAGCGACUUUACAAGUAUUUUCCCGGGUAGAUAACCUAUUAAAGCAUAAUAUAUAGAUUUAGCCAGGGCUAAAAGCGAGGCUCCCAUUAAUAAAUUUAUAAUUUAAAUUAAACAAUAAACUUCUAUUGAGGGAAAGGCUACCUGAUUUUAGAGAAAAAUAAUUUGCAAACAGCCCAAGAGCGAAUCAAAUGUUACAUCGAGUUGAUAGCCUCAUAUGUACACCCAAAAACUGGUAAUCAUCUUCGAUCACAUUUAAGAGCCAUAAUGGCUCUUGAUCACCGUAGAUUAAUUAGUGGAAAAAAAAAAUCAGGCCAAUUUGUUUGCGUUCGACAAGUUUACUUUGCAAAAUCUUGUCAACAAAUCUUGCUGCGUGUAAACCAACCUUUGAUACCAUUUAUACAUCACAUCUGAGGUGAAACAGUAGUAUGAGGCACUGUUUUUAUCAUACCGGCAGACCUUGGACAGGAAGCAGUAUUUCACAAUACAAAUUGCACUCAUUCAAUAUUCAUAAACUGUUAAAAAAAUUUCCAAAAUCACCUAUACGGCCAUCCGGUUCUCACUUUUGUAGUGCAAGCUGUGGCGAGUGUUUGAAUGAACUUAACAGAGUUACGCUCCAACAUUAUAAAGAAUUUAUUCUAUUUAUUUUUUAUUUAAUGGUUUAUUAACGCGCGGCAUUUUGAGUACUCCUGCAAGCGAUGUUCACUGAAGGACUGAAAACAAUCGGCACAGCGAUUAAAAUUACAAGAGAGACUACUAACAAUCAAUAAAAGAAACAGAAUUCGGUGAAACAUAUACAGAAACAACAAUUUUCAUUCAGGAAGACAAGUAUUAAAGUAUCCCUAAAAAUCCUGAGUCUUCAAGCUUCAAGCUUAAGUUUAUGUCUUAAGCCGGCUUCCCGGUGUUUGCUUUUUUCAAAGACGAACUAGAGGCAAGAAAAUCGCUCAAAGCUUUCUUUUCCGGUCAGAAUUAUAACUAAAUAUUCUUUGGAACGUUUUCUUUCUAUUUGCGUUGAGAAACUGUCUAAAGGCUUUUUAAAGUUCUGUAAGCUUAUAUCAAACUUGAUACUCGGUCAGAUCAUUGUCUCAAAUCUUACAAACGUGCAUAAACUAAAUGACCGCAUAAACUCGCUCGACUUCAUUAAAUUAGAUCCAAAAAAACAAACAUCAAAUACAAUAAUUUCUCUGGCUUACCAUUUGAGAUGCAGCUCCUGAAAGGUAUCAAGAAAAGCCAGUAUCGCUUCAGACUUUGCAAUCCUCUUACGCAUCAAGCAAGGUGAAAACGAAAACGAUGCCAUCCGAAAUCGGAUUUCCGACUUUGACAAGCGACGUAUUCCUCAACCAAAAACCCAAUAAACAAACUAGCCAUGAAUAACAGAGGACUCCUGAUAGCAGCUGAAUUUCUUUUUGCACAUCCAGUGGAAAAAGACAGUUAAAAACAUCACAAGUUGACACAAAACUCUGUCAGCUUCAGCUGUCAAAGUAAACAAGAUUCAAGAUAAUGCAUAAAUUUUCCGCAUGAACUCACCUGUCAAAUUUUGACCAAUCAGAGCAUAAAAAUUGGACGUAGAGCGUGACCAACGCGUGACCAUGGUGAGAAAAGUCAAAAGCAACUGUCUUCCCUGCCUGUAACAGCUGGCUGAAUUUUCGCGCCCGAGGUCAGUUUGCAAUCAAAAUUUUAAUUGUGUAGACAUAAACACAACAUAUUUCAUAUGAAUUUAGAAAAAACUUGAACUUGAGCCUGCGAUCACUUGAAAACUAGUAACUUGUCAGCGGAUAACUUCAAAAAAUACUUGACCUCGAUGGGUCGACACCUGAGCCCGCGAUACGGUCAAGUGAUACUGGUCAGCGGGUACCCUGUUUUGACAGCUGUCAAUUGAUCAAAACAUUGAUGUCCAAUAUGUGUGCAUUAUCAGUUUAACUAGUAAAAGUAUGAGAUUGAACAUUGUUCGCGAUCUAGUAAAACAAUUAACUGGUCAGCGGACAGCUUCCAAAUAAAUCACGUCACCUCGAUGAGUUGACACAUGAGCCCGCGAUAUGGUCACGGGAUACUGGUCAGUGGCUAUCCUCUUUUGACAGCUGUCAAUUAACCAUAUUAUGAAUGUCCUAAAAUCCUAUAUUAAAGAUGUGGACUUGCCAAGACACGCCUGAGACACUCCUCCCUUCCUUUUGAUAGUCUCCCCUACCCCACCCGUACAAUCUGUAGACGCGUACGUACGUACGCUCGGUCAAUCACGUGACAACCAAACGAAAAUAGGUUGACCAUAUUCCAUGAGUAUGGGGCUCUGUCCCAAGCGCGCUUCGCGCGCGCGGGAGCCCCGCUAAAAACAUUGCCCUAAGUUGAUCGUGUUUAACGAUUAUGUAUUACAUGAACGCCUUCAACGUAAGCGUUAAAGAAAGACUUUAAGCCUUGUUUCCAUGCGGUAAUAAACAAGGGUCUCGGAAAUAGCCUGCGUAGCAAGCGUUUCCGCGCGCGUUCGUCGAGAAACGUUGGGACAAGAGCAAAAAAAAAGAGGAAAGACGGGGGAGGGGGAGGGGAAAGACGGAAACGCUUGCCCGCAAACCCCACGACUUUGAAAAACUGCGUUCGCCCACGAACGCAGCUUCUGAUUGGUGCGGUACUUAGCACUCGAAACAUCAAUCAAACCAGGUAUGCCUUGUUUACGUGCGCCACAGAUCUGGUCUUAUCUGAUCUGUGGUCACAGAUUACAAUUUCUUUGGACAGAUAUUUAUUUGAAUCGUGUUUGUGCGAAGGUUUAUGAGAUCAGAGUCGUUAAAGUAUAAUAGGAGAUCGAGCAGUGGAGACUAGUGAAGGCCAAUUUAUUGGAAAUGACGGCGUGCGGAUCUGACAGGAAAAAAUGGACUGUUUGAUGGAGAUAACAUCAACGCAAACAUCAACGUAAAUCAGAACAUCGGUUCUCAUCACUAGCUAAAGCCGCCAUGGACAAGCGAUUUGUCAGCUUUUUGAAAUGAAAAGAUUCUUUUCGUUUAUUGGAAAUUUAGCAGCAUGCUUUGUAGAGAACGUUUCGACUCGGGCUGAAGAGCAGCCGCUCUGCAAAACUUAUAGCCGGCGGAGUGAAUUGUUCCGGACAAAUCAUUUUUGACGUUUCGAUAAGGUUUCAGACGCACAUUAAAAAACAAGAAAUUCCGCAGCAAUCGCUCAGAGUUUUAACCCUCUGUUAUCGUAAACCUUUUUUAUCACAGUUUCUGCAAUCGCCUGGAACGUGUUCUGUUGGAGAACAAAGUAAUUUUACAAAUCCGGUAAUCCAGGGGUAAUCUGUUAUCCUUCUAUUUUGACGAGCUGUCAAUUUACAAAUGAAUCGAACCGUGAAAUAUCAAGGGGCGUUUUCCAGAAUCGUGGGGUUUGCCGGCAAUCGUUUUCUCUUCUCCCCUCCCCCUCCCCCUUCCACCCUAUUUUUUUUUGCUCCCGCUCUACCUUUCGCGCAAUAACUCGAUUGGAAACGCUUGCGACGCAGGCUAUAUCGGAAAGGUCUCAAAUGCUCUCAAGUUAUUUUGUUCUUAAGCAACUCCCCCUGCUAGGACUCUAUGGGACUUUUGAUAUGUUAUUAAGGACGGUUUGAUGAUGACAGUUGGAGUAUCCUCUGUUGCAAUUAGUUUCAGGUUAACCUACUAUUUUCUACAAAAUGAAUGGAGUAUUCAUGGGCUGAGAUUUUUCUCAGAACAUUUUAAUCAAUACACAAAAAGUUGUUUUAUUAUUAUUAUUAUUAUUAUUUUCAUUUUGCCUCAUUUAAAUUAUAUAUAUACACACAAUUCAGAAAGAUGAUUCAAGGGAGCCCAUGCAAGCCAAUAAAACUUAAGAAAAGGACCACCUUUAAAAAUAUAUGACUUACAGUGCGACCAUACGAACCGAGGCCACAGAGAUAAAAUUUUGAGACAAAUUUGGAAAGUAGCCAAUCACAAGUCUAGCUUAAGACAAUGAAAUUGCGCAUAAUUGUACUCAGUUCAAAAUACGUUGCGAACCAUUUUUCUAAAGGAUAUAAAUAAGGAUUUAGGAAGUUUGUAUAAAUUAAGCUGAAAAAUAUUUUGACAACGACUGCGUUGGCCAGAAUCAAAGCCAGCAGCAAAGAAAUUUUGAACAAUCCGAACUAAAAUCGAUGGCCGCUUCUUUCAAAAUUUGGGGUUUUCUGUUCCGCCCUAACUCUUCGUUGAUAGCUCUGUCAAAUUACCCAAACUGCGAUUCACUCGCUAAGAGCCGUACCGCCAUGUAACUGUUUGCCUUGAGACGAGUGGUCGUCGCCUAAUUUAGUUCGGAUUGCUCAAAAUUUCUUUAGCGCUGGCUUUGAUUCCGGCCAACCCAGACGUUGUCAAAACAUUUUUUCAGCUUAAAUCAUUAUAUACAACGUCACGAUUCUUUAUUUACAUCCUUUAUAAAAAUGGUUCGCUAGGUCAGUACAAUUAUGCGCAAUUUGAUUGUUUUAGAUCUCGACUUGUGAUUAGCUUAUUUCAAAAUUUGUCUCAAAAUUUUGUCUGGGCGGCCUCGGUUCGUGUGGUCCCACUGUAAUUAUGAAAUAAAAUACUGGCAAGUGAAAAUAGAAAGCAACAUAUUCGAUAAAAAAAAAAAAAGACAAAAACGAACAAACAAACUUGAUUCCGUGCCCUUGAGCGGGACAUGAACUCACGUGUCUCUCGGCUCAGCUAGCUAGUCAGGUAUGCUUACUACUAAACACACUGGUUACGCCACAGCGUAAAACCUACCAGUGACUACAGUCAAAUGAUACUAAGACUAGCGUGAUAAAAUUAAUUUUGAUUACAUUUAUUCAAGGAAUUCCAGCGGUCAUUGUAGGCAUUACAGCUGCCAUAAAGCCCUCUACGUAUGAUAUGGAAGCACCAUUGAAGGAAGUCAUAUGUGGACCGUUUAACUUUACUGGGCGUCCUGAGAGAGAAAGGUAAUCAGCCACGUUAUAUCUUUUCUUCAAUUUUUCUCCGAUAACCUCUCUCUCACUCCAUCGUUGUAUAAUUGUACAUUUUAUCGUAGAUGUUGGCUCAAUGGAAGUACGUGGAUCUACAAAGGGCCAGUCUUGUUUUUUCUGUUGGUAAGAAUUGUAAAUAACGUCAUUUCUACUAUAAAUAAAGACUAUAAACAUUUACUCGUUUAAAAUACAAUACUGCAUUUUAUCAUUAAAUAAGUCGAACCCGCUUUACGGACACCCGCCUGAUACGGGCAGUUUUCCUUAUCCCUGGAGAAAGCCCUCACAAUUUCUCUAAAUUGAACCAGGUUAAUUAGGCAUUUCGGAGUUGCGUAGGCAACUGGGGCGAAUUUCAAAUUUCAACUAAUCGAUAAACUUACACCACCAUAUAAAAGGUCAUGUUGAGAUUGGUCAUUUGACCAAGUUUGGUGCUCUAAAGUUGAACAGGGAUCAAGUUAUGACUCCUGAAACAUGGUUAAAGAUCCAUACAAACGUCUAUAAUUUUGUGACAGCGUCCCCAAAGCCAUAUAAACUCUUUUUCUUUUAUUUAAACUAUAAAAUUCGUCAUGCAUCUACUACUUGAAAGGAACUAAUUCGAAAAUCACUGUGUUUGCCCAUUUUAAGGAAUAUCACAGAAAUCGUAAAAAAAAUUAAGAGUUUAUAUGGUUUUGGGGGACGAUGUCACAAAAUUACAGAGGUUUGUAUAGCUCUUUAACCAUGUUUCAAGAGUCAUAACUUGAUCCCUGUUCAACCUUAGAGCACCAAACUGGUCAAAUGACCAACCUCAACAUGACCUUUCAUAUGAUGGUGUCAGUUCAUCGAUUUGUUUAAAUUUGAAACUCGCCCCAGUUCCCUACGCAACUCCGAAAUGGCCAAUAGGGACACUUGUUUCUUGCCCAAUCAACGAAUUCCAAGGAAAGUCAACCUCGCUAAUGCAAUAAGUGUGUGCUGUAAUUAAACUUUUCUUUUGGAAGGUAAAAAAUACCCUUUGAUGACAGCUUGCUGAUGUUCCAACGCUAAAGUACACCGUAUAGAAUCGAUUUUAGACGUCAAUUUCAGACUACUUUGCUACUAAACGAGUUAUGCAGAGAACGGUGAUAGGACUUUCCUUUACAAAUAGGCUAGCUUUCCAAUUUAAGAAAAAUAGGACAACUGAAAUGCACCAAUCAAAUGCCAGAAAAUAAAAUAGGUAAUGCAAACUAGCCAAUCAGCACAAAGUCCCUAUGACAACGCGCCAAAAAAAGUCUCGUUAGCUGAUGGCGGUUCGUCGGCGAACGCUCUUUGCUUCUUGUAGCUGUGAACGUCCUUUUGUUUUGAUGCGGUUUUGUUUUGGCUUCUUGUUUGGACCAUUUAAAAAGGAAAAUGUAUGAUCAAACUGAUGAAAGUUUGUAUUGGAAACAUUCAACGAUUCUUGAAAAUGUAUUCUCAAACUCAUUAAUAAUUCAUUAAGAAAAUACAAAGGAAAUUAAUGUUUAAUGAGUGUUUGGAAAUCGGAUGAAACACUGCUUAGUAUUUGCAUCCUUAAUUUCUCCUUCAAAAAUGAUUUUGUUUGAGAAGAAAUAUCAAACAUUCGACACAGUGUUUCAUCACCAGAUGAAACACCUCGAAGUUCGUCAAAAAUACUCCGCUGCGCGUCGUAUUUUCAACUCUCUUCUCGGUGUUUCAUCUGGUGAUGAAACACUGCAUCUCAUGUUUGAUAUAUUACCUGAAGCACUGAAACUUUGGAGAACAAUAAAAAACACUGAUAUAGUUGCGUUUAGAUUUUAGCAUUACAAAACAAGCGAACAAAGUCUGCGGAAAUCGUUUGAGGUAAUGAAUGAAAUGUUUAUUUUCAAUAGUUUUGGUGUUUUUGUUUCAACGACAAAUGGAAGGGUUCGAAUGUACAGUAUUUCGUGUCUGUGACACGCUAAAAAAUCUGGAUUAACUAACUAGCUAUAUAAUUGAUAAGUAAGAAGACUACAUGCUUGUCCAAUUUGAAAAUAACUGAAUUCAGCCAAAUUGGACGACGCCGUAGGCCGAGUCCUUUUUUGGGUGUCCUCGUAAUUUUUUUCAUCCAGUUAUUUCCAAAUUGGAUAGCACGUACUCUUACUACAUAUACAAAUGACAUUAAUAGGGACAGCUCGUUGAAACGAACACUUUCAGUGGCCCCCCCGUAUUAACCGGGAUAGACUAUUUUUUUUCGUAAAAAUGUUCUUUUCUCUCUAACAGGUAAACAUGGGGAUGUUUCUGAUACUUCUGCGAGUUAUUUUUGGAAAGCUGUCCAAUAAAUACAACAAAGAGCACGUUAAGUUUGCAAGGUGCUAAUCUCUGUUCAUUAUCUUAUCAGUCUUUUUGAGGACUGUGAAUGUGAUUCCGCUUUUGCUAAUCAUCGUAGCAAGGUUGUGGGAAAAAAGAAUGUGCCUGGGAAAGUUAACAACAACUACAAUAACCACAACAACAAGCAAAAAUGGCAACAUGCAAAACUAGUUGAUGAAAUUGUCCCUUCAAUCUUUUUAUCUGGCACUUGAAAAAGCAGCAACCGUACACCCAAGUCUACACCCACAGAGUAAUUUCCUUUCAACUGAUUACAAUACACUACACACUACAGUAUAACAGCUUACAGCCUUAUAUUAUAGUUACAUGUAUAAUAAUAAAAUGCGAGCAAACAUCAUUAAUUGAAACAAAGGGAUCCUCAAGCGAAUAUACUGCUUGAGAAUUUUGUCAAAGAUGAAAUCACAUGAAGAUUUACCUUUUAAAGAGAUGAUUUAAAAUUCCGUUACCUGUUUAUAAGGCAAAAGACCUAUUUUCUUGACCCUGAUUUAUAUCAUUUCGCAUACAAACUUAAUUAAUUUUUAAACUAACAUAAUGCAAAAAAAAAUUGUUGGUAUCACUCAAUCGCCAACUUUGGCUUACCGAAAAAGGGACCCUACUCAAGAAGCUAAAUUAUGAAAUUGUAUACUACUCUUGUUUAAGUCUCAAAAGCGUGAAAACCAUAUCCUGUUAAGCUCCACAAACCCGUUUAGGGCAAAGAAGCGAGUACCUUAAGCUAAAUCAUGAACUGAAUACCAUUCAGGUCUUCUAUUACCUUUUCACAGGAAAGGAAUACGAAGCAUGUUGGCCUUACUUCCACUGUUGGGUGUCACGUAUAUUUUGGGAUAUUUCCUACAAUUCCACAUCGCCGUUCAGUACCUGUUUGUUUUGCUGAAUUCCACGCAGGUUUGUUGUUUACACCAGAAUAGAUAUUAAUUAACCUGAAAUGUCAGAAAUUGGUAGCCAAUAAUCUAGCCAUCUCGCCAUCUUGGUAUUACUUUCUAUGUUAAAACAAAAAAAAAAGGUCAUUCAGCCUUUCAGAAAAUGUGAGGUGCGAUGGAAAAACUGAUUUUUACUUUAAUUUAGUCAACAGCUGCUGUUACAGGAGACAACUCGAACUACAAUCGGAGACAAAAUUACUUGAGAAAUUUUGCCCUUAAGUGUCUUUCUGAAGUUUUGCCGUCUUCAAAAGGCUAUAAUGAAGCUAUCCCUCCCCAUUCCCACAUGCAAUGUUAUGCCGCUACUUGCGCUAUCUCUUGGAAAAAAUAAACACCCCAGCUUUGACUGGAGGAGAGGGUAUAAAGAUGGGGGGGGGGGGCUUUUUUUGUCCAAAGUUACCUCAUUUGAGGACAUUGUAUCAGCAGUUUUGUCGCUGAUUGUUGGUAAAACAAUUUGAGUAACGGGCACCUACAACUAAUGGUAAUUAGUUAUGGAUUAUCAAAGCAAACGUCUCUUUUGAUUUACAAACAUGCUUCUGAUGGGUAACAAACUUAUAAUCGGAUUAGAAUCUUUUGUGUCCUUAAUUUUGAUCUUAACCGUUUUUACGAUCUUUCUUACUUACUAUCCAAUUCGAGGUCCGCUUUUUUAAAUGUUUCAAUAUGAACGUACUACUCAGAUCUUAAUGGCAACCGGAAUUUGAUCAACGGAUUCCGCAUACUUUUGUCAAUUGAGGUCAAGGAAAAUACCCACAUAUGACUUUUUUUUGUUCACAGGGAGUCACUUUUACCAUUUUUCACUGCGUUUUUGACGAUCAGGUAUUUGGUUAUAAAGCUCAGGGUAGUUUGUGCUUCUGUUAA